This is a messenger RNA of Salvelinus fontinalis (brook trout), 2702 nucleotides long. Its product is annotated as zinc finger protein 3-like. Bases 359 to 1213 code for a protein of 284 amino acids. NCBI's taxonomy places the organism in Eukaryota, Metazoa, Chordata, Actinopteri, Salmoniformes, Salmonidae. The transcript has 4 exons. The record is from RefSeq and is a predicted model, not a curated record.
GUAGUAACUAUUGUUUCCAAACUGCGUUACCCACUCCAGCCAGCAGAUGGCGAUAUGCGUCUUUCAGGUGUUGAUUCUUGCGUGACGUAUAAUGGACUGGACCGGACGUAUCUUCAGGAACAACAACGCGGCUACUCUUUCAACCACCUCGGUAGCUUGCUAGCCAACAUAAAACUGAAAGAUUGACGCUUUAGACCAUGUUAAUGUACAUUAGCUAAUCACAGUGUUGUUAACGUAGUUCAGUUGACGUAUCAACUGGUUAACUUUAACCUAAUUUGCUUGUUCAAUUUUCAAAGUUGUUAAAACAUUGAUACUGAGCCUAGCACUAGGCUAGUCGCUAAUUCUAACAUCCCAGACCAUGAGCUCACUAAACUACUCAUCCCCUGUUAAAGAAGAGGUCUGCUGUAUGCAGAAAGAAGCUCUGAGGCUGAACAUUGUCGUGAAAGAAGAAGAGGAUGUUAUAGAGGAAACAGAGGAAGAACCUUUCAGAGAGGAAGACGAUGCUAUCUCAGUAGAGGUGAAGAAAGAAGACGUCUUGGGAGUGAAAGAGGAGGAGACAGAAUAUCAGAUUAACACCAGAGAGAGACAUGACUAUUGUGGAUCCUCUGGGGAGCCUCAACAACAUCCUGAUGCUGAUGAGGAAGAGAAGAGUCUCUCCAGAUCAGAACACCAGAUGGACAACGCUAGCCCUUCCACCCUCCCAGAGUCCCCAUGUCGUGCCUCUCCCGGUAGCGCCUCACUGCUGGGUAUGAAGAGGUUGUCUGUGCAGCUGGUGGACUGCAGGAAAACAACGGUACUGAGUGGAACUGUGAGAGGAAGAGAAGAGAAAAAAGGAUCAGGUUUAAUUCAUCAAAGAGAAAGACCAGACUCAGAGGAACCAGAGCCAGGGACGUCCAAACCACCAAGAAGACACCAGUGUUCCCACUGUGAAAAGGGUUUUAACCACUUAUCGGACCUGAAACAACAUGAGAGAAUACACACAAGGGAGAAGCCUUACCACUGCUCCCAGUGUGGAAAGAGUUUUAGCCAGGUAGGUAACCUGAAAAGACAUGAGAGAACACACAUAGGGGAGAAGCCUUACCAUUGCUCCCAGUGUGGAAAGGGUUUCAAAUGGCCUGCGGAUCUGAAUUGGCAUGAGAGAAUACACACAGGGGAGAAUCUUUACCACUGCUCCCAGUGUGUUGCAAGUGUUUUAACCAGUCAGGGAACCUGAAAAGACAUGAGAGAAAACACACAGGGGAGAAGCCUUAUCACUGCUCCCAGUGUGGAAGGAGUUUUAAUGAUUUAGGGAACCUGAAAAGACAUGAGAGAAAACACACAGGGGAGAAGCCUUAUCACUGCUUCCAGUGUGGAAAGAGUUGUAAUGAUUUAGGGAACCUGAAAAGACAUGAGAGAAUACACACGGGGAGAACUCUUAACACUGCUCCCAAUGUGGAAUGAGUUUCAACCAGCCGGGGGAGCUGAAAUGGCAUGAGAGAAUACACACAGGGGACUUGCUGUCUUAUAUUGUUGACUGAUAAUGAUUACCUGUUUUUACCAUAUGAACUUGAAUUGUACAAAGUAUACUAAAACAUAUUUUUGUAUGUUUUUAUUAGAAAACAUGAAUUGAAUAUGGAGUUUGAAUAUAGAGUAGGUCAGAUUCCUUCUGUUUUAAAUGGUCCUUUUUUAAACUCUGACACUGUGUGUGUGUCAAUCUGUGUGUCAUUCCUCCAGCACUGCAGAUUAAUCAAGUGAUAUUUGGAUGUGAUGCAUUUGUUCCGUUGUUUACAUUUGCAAUGUUGGCCCACUGAUGAUUUAAUGAAAUGAAAAUGUUCACAGACUCUGUAAUGCAAAAUGUUAAUUGUAUGUGUCCACAUAUCUGAGUAUGUGACUUGUGGUGGAUGAAUCAGAAUUAGUUGGGUAACAUAGACAAUUAAGAUGUCUUAUCUGCAUAAUAUGCUGAUGUGAUAUCAGAGAGGGGAGAGGUCAGGCUUGUCUUUCACAUGUCUCUGGUUCUAUGCAGAAUAUCAGGAAGGGAGGGAACAUUGUCUUCAUAUGUGAAUGUAUCUGUUAAACUAUGUGAAGGGAUGGUGUGAUUAAUGGGGAACCAAUUACUGGUUUCCACAAUGUCUGUGCGCAAGUCACUCCCUCCUUUGGCAUUGGGGGGAGGUGUAGUCAAGUGAUAUUUAGAAUGUCUGAGUAGUUCUAUCUGAUGUCAUAAUACACCCCUCUGAUAAUCAAGUGAUAUUUAGAAUGUCUGAGUAGUUCUAUCUGAUGUCAUAAUACACUCCUCUGAUAGUCAAGUGAUAUUUAGAAUGUCUGAGUAGUUCUAUCUGAUGUCAUAAUACACUCCUCUGAUAGUCAAGUGAUAUUUAGAAUGUCUGAGUAGUUCUAUCUGAUGUCAUAAUACACUCCUCUGAUAGUCAAGUGAUAUUUAGAAUGUCUGAGUAGUUCUAUCUGAUGUCAUAAUACACUCUGAUAGUGAUCCAUUUGCUCCAUUGUUUCCAUGUCAGUUGGUUUCCCACUCUGAUGAUUUAUAUCUGACAGAGGGGCUUUAAAGGAAUAGUAUGGUCACAUUUACAGGUUGUGGCUCAGUAUUCUUAGUAUGAUGUGAAAAAAGAACAAUCAACUAUUUAUUGAUAAUGUAUAUUCCUAUUCAGCUUCUACAUCUGCAUAGAGGCAAACAGUAUCUUAAAGUUGAUUAAAUAUAUAUAUAAAUUGUA